AUGAAACCAGAUGAUAAAUUGGAGUUGGAGCAAUGGGAACAAAAUGAGCAGCGUGUUAUGGUGUGGUUGUUGGGGUCAAUGGAGCCUUUAGUUCGUGAGCAGGUUGAGAACCUACAAACUACAAUAGAAGUGUGGAAGGAAAUUGGGCAGCAACUCUCUGGCAAAACAAACAAGAUGCAAGUGACAAGGGUGCUCCAUGAGAUGAGAAAUCUUAAACAAGAAGAGAGGUCUAUAAUAGAUUAUGCCGGUGAGCUGAAAAGGUUAUACAAAGACCUUGAGUUCUUUCAUCCUUUCAAGUCUAAUGAUCCAAAAGACUUAGCUCUUCUUCAUGAAUGGUUUCAGCCCAUUCUUGUUCAAACCUUUUUGGAAGGGCUAAACAAAGAGUUUGAUCUUCGAAGACAAAUGAUCUAUUCAGCUCCGGAUUGGCCCACCCUUGAUGAAGCAGUAUCUAGUGUUCUCGAAGAGGAGACUCGGUUAUCAAACCAAAUCGUGACCCCACAUGCAAGUGCUGACACUCAUGCUGCUCUCUCUUCACAGGCUCAUACUACAUCUUUUGUUGCUUAUAACAAUGAUCAAGCAAAUACUACUAAGUUUGAGUACAUGAGGAAACCAAAGGUAGUAUGUGAUCACUGCAAGCAAACUGGCCACAUAAAGAAAAAUUGUUUUGACCUAAUUGGAUAUCCACCUGGGUGGCAGCAACGAAAUGGCCGGCUCAAGUUUGGUGAUGCCCUAGGGAAGAAGAAAGAUUGUGUGCAUCUCACUUCAUCCACAAGUGAAUUAUCAAUGGCAGCUGCACAAGCUCUCGAGGAAUUUAAAUCAAAACUCUUAGCUGUGUCCAAUGAAGUUCCUGCUGGCUCUGUGUCUAGUUACCAUGCAUCUCAAGGAUCUGAAGACAGGGAAGGUACUUGGGACUGGCACCGAGCGUGA
Messenger RNA from Triticum turgidum subsp. durum (durum wheat), 927 nucleotides. NCBI's taxonomy places the organism in Eukaryota, Viridiplantae, Streptophyta, Magnoliopsida, Poales, Poaceae. The record is from the annotation of a GenBank genome assembly.